AUGGUGGAGCCCUUGAGAGGAGUCCGUGACGGCUACCUGAUCCCGCUGAACUUGGGAACUCCGCCGCAGCCGGUCCAACUCUACAUGGACACCGGCAGCGACCUCACUUGGGCACCCUGCGGCAACCUCACCUUCUCCUGCAUUGACUGCGACGAGGCCGGCAUCACCCCCAAGACCUUCUCCCCUUCCCUCUCCUCCACUUGCUACCGCGACCCCUGCGGCAGCCGCUUCUGCUCCGACGUCCACAGCUCCGACAACUCCCUCGACCCCUGCACCAUCUCCGGCUGCUCCCUGCCCACCCUCCUCACCUCCGUCUGCCCCCGCCCCUGCCCUUCCUUCGCCUACACCUACGGCGGCGGAGGGGCGGUCACGGGCACCCUCACCCGGGACACCCUCCACGUCAGCGGUGGUGGGGUGGUGCCGAGGUUCUGCUUCGGAUGCGUGGGCUCCACGUACAGGGAGCCCAUCGGGAUAGCAGGGUUCGGGAGGGGUCCGCUCUCCCUGCCAUCCCAGCUGGGGUUUGGCAGGACAGGCUUCUCCCACUGUUUCUUGCCCUUCAAGUAUGCCAACAAUUCCACCAGCCUGUUGCUUGUCGGGGAAGCAUCCCUUUCCUACCGGGAAGGGAUGCACUUCACUCCCAUGCUCACCUCCCCCCUCUACCCUAACUACUACUACGUCGGCCUAGAGGCCCUCACCGUCGUCGGGACCACCACCACGGCCGAGACUCCCACGAGUUUGAGGGAGUUCGACUCCCAAGGGAACGGUGGGAUGUUGAUGGACUCCGGUACCACGUACACUCACCUUCCCGAGCCCUACUAUUCGGAUCUCCUGUCCACGCUCCGGUCCGCGAUCGUCUACCCCAGAGCUGCCGACGUGGAGACCAAGACGGGCUUCGACCUCUGCUACAGAGUCCCGUCGGUGGCGGUGGGGUUUCCCGUGGUGACGUUUCGUUUUCUCAACAAUGUGAGCGUGGUGCUGGGGGAGGAGAGUCUGUUCUACGCUAUGGCGGCGGCCAGCAACGGGACGGUGGUCAAGUGCAUGCUGAUGCAGAGCAUGGAGGAGGAAGGGGAGGAAGGGCCGGCGGGGGUGUUUGGGAGCUUCCAGCAGCAGAAUCUGGAGGUGGUUUAUGAUUUGGGGAACCAGAGGAUCGGCUUCCGGGGAAUGGAUUGUGCUUCCGCUGCUGCUCCUCGACCUCGCGGGCUUGGUGGCCGGAAAUGA
This is a messenger RNA of Linum tenue, 1218 nucleotides long. NCBI's taxonomy places the organism in Eukaryota, Viridiplantae, Streptophyta, Magnoliopsida, Malpighiales, Linaceae. The record is from the annotation of a GenBank genome assembly.